Xyrauchen texanus (razorback sucker) is the source of this 2803-nucleotide messenger RNA. It is a transcript of the gene abce1, whose product is annotated as ATP-binding cassette, sub-family E (OABP), member 1. NCBI's taxonomy places the organism in Eukaryota, Metazoa, Chordata, Actinopteri, Cypriniformes, Catostomidae. Gene Ontology annotation, biological process: translational initiation; ribosomal subunit export from nucleus; translational termination. The coding region runs from base 195 to 1994 and encodes 599 amino acids. Gene Ontology annotation, molecular function: iron ion binding; ATP binding; ribosomal small subunit binding. The record is from RefSeq and is a predicted model, not a curated record. The transcript is spliced from 18 exons.
AGCGCCAUCUUUGCAACCGGUGUUGUCUCGUGCGUGCCACAGUAGCACGCGCCGUUCGUCUCUUUACCCCGAAAGAAGACAUUCAGCGUUUAUUAACGCGUUAUAGUGUGACUGUCGCAUCGGCGAGAGUGAGGUCUAGACCUCCUCUUUUCCUGUAGAUCUGCGUCGCCUGCGUGCAAGGACAAUCCAGACAAAUGGCCGACAAGAACACCAGAAUCGCUAUCGUGAACCACGACAAGUGUAAACCCAAGAAAUGCCGUCAAGAGUGCAAGAAGAGCUGUCCUGUGGUGCGCAUGGGUAAACUAUGUAUUGAAGUCACACCACAGAGUAAGAUCGUCUGGAUCUCUGAGUCUCUUUGCAUCGGUUGUGGAAUAUGUAUCAAGAAAUGCCCAUUUGGUGCUCUGUCGAUCGUCAACCUUCCAAGCAACCUGGAGAAGGAAACGACCCACAGAUACUGUGCCAAUUCCUUCAAACUUCACAGGCUGCCCAUCCCUCGUCCAGGAGAAGUGCUGGGGCUUGUGGGCACUAACGGUAUUGGGAAAUCCACUGCUCUCAAAAUCCUGGCGGGAAAACAGAAACCAAACUUGGGACGAUUUGAUGCUCCGCCUGACUGGCAGGAGAUCCUGACGUAUUUCCGUGGCUCUGAGCUGCAGAACUACUUCACCAAGAUCCUGGAGGACGACCUGAAGGCCAUUGUUAAACCGCAGUAUGUCGAUCAGAUCCCCAAAACCGUAAAGGGGUCAGUAGGGGCCAUCCUGAGCAGGAAGGACGACACCAAAUCAGAGGAGCUGGUGUGUGAACAGCUGGAUCUGUUGCAUUUGCGUGAGCGUAAUGUUGAGGACCUAUCAGGAGGAGAGCUGCAGAGAUUCGCCUGCGCAGUCGUCUGCAUUCAGAGAGCUGAUAUUUUCAUGUUUGACGAGCCGUCCAGUUAUCUCGACGUGAAACAGAGGCUGAGAGCUGCUAUCACCAUCCGCUCCCUCAUCUCUCCAGACAGGUACAUCAUUGUUGUGGAGCAUGACUUGAGCGUGUUGGAUUACCUGUCAGACUUCAUCUGCUGUCUGUAUGGAGUGCCCAGCGCUUAUGGAGUAGUCACCAUGCCCUUCAGCGUCCGAGAAGGAAUUAAUAUCUUCCUGGAUGGCUACGUGCCGACAGAGAACCUGCGCUUCAGAGAGACGUCCCUGGUGUUUAAAGUGGCAGAGACGGCCGCUGAAGAGGAAGUGAAGAAAAUGUGUCGCUAUCAGUAUCCCAACAUGAAGAAGAGUAUGGGAGAGUUCACCCUCGGCAUCACAGAGGGAGAGUUUACAGACUCCGAGAUCAUGGUCAUGCUCGGAGAGAACGGAACUGGGAAGACCACGUUCAUCAGAAUGCUUGCUGGAGGCCUGAAACCAGAUGGAGGAGGUGAUGUGCCCAUCCUGAACGUGAGCUACAAACCACAGAAGAUCAGCCCGAAGUUUAAAGGCAGUGUACGAGCACUUCUACACGAUAAGAUCAGAGACGCAUACACGCACCCUCAGUUCGUCACUGAUGUUAUGAAGCCCAUGCAGAUAGAGAGCAUCAUCGACCAGGACGUUCAGAAUCUGUCUGGUGGUGAGCUGCAGCGUGUCGCCUUGACUCUGUGUUUAGGGAAACCAGCAGAUGUGUAUCUGAUCGACGAGCCGUCUGCCUAUCUGGACUCUGAGCAGCGUCUGAUGGCUGCCAGGGUUAUCAAACGAUUCAUCCUUCAUGCCAAGAAGACGGCAUUUGUGGUGGAGCACGACUUCAUCAUGGCCACUUACCUGGCGGACCGUGUCAUCGUCUUCGACGGAAUUCCCUCCAGAAACACUAUGGCAAAUGCUCCACAGAACCUGUUGGCUGGCAUGAAUAAGUUUUUAUCACAGCUGGAGAUCACGUUCAGGAGAGACCCCAACAACUUCAGACCAAGAAUCAACAAACUAAAUUCCAUUAAGGAUGUGGAACAAAAGAAGAGUGGAAACUACUUCUUCCUGGAUGACUGAUUUGACAGAAUUCCAGAAACUUCCCCUUCCCACAGGGUAACUGCUCUAUGACAUCAAGCCAACAAACGCUGGCACUGUGGACUUAAAUGUUUGACUGAACUAUCGCCACCAUUGCUCUGCCCACUGGGUCCACUUUAAACAUAUAGUUCUGUUCCUCUUUGGUAUUGGCAUGAUUCAACAACAGUCAAGAUGGAUCAUCUUGGUUUUAGUCAGAUCCUUUUAGGUGAACGUAAGGCUCAUUAUGCAAAGCAGGAAGGCAUUAAUUUGAGAAUAAAAUCUGAAAAUACAAAAACUUCUGUGUGAAUUGUCAUUAACAGAGUCAAAGUGGUGUGGAAGAAUUCAAACAUGCAACUGUAUAUUUUGAAUAAAAUGUUUUAAUCAUGUUACAUAUUAAACAACUGCUUAACCGAGAUUCAAGAGUCUUGUGAAGAUGCAACUAAAAUAUUAAAACAACUCGCACUACUCUGUUGUAUCAAAGACACUUGGGUCAAUGAUAUUGGAUGACAUCUGUGCUGUGAGAUUGUUUUGGAAUAAACUGACUUAAAGACAGUGGAGAAAUAUUAUUUGGCUUUUAUUUUUUGUUGUCCGUGUAAAAAGUACAUCUUUGGAUCAGCGAAUGUACUGUUAAUAGGCACACUGUCAACAUUAAGGCCAACGAUGCCCUCAGUUGAAGCUCAAAGUAGUGGUUCCCAACCCUGUCCCUGGAGGCCCCUAAACGCUACACAUUUUGGAUAUCUCCCAAAUUAAACAUGCCCGAUUCAACUUAAGGGACAGGAACCACUGAUCUAAAGGAUUGCCAUAAACCAAAU